UUAUCCGACGGCAAAAAAUACCUAACUCGUAUACUUGAACAAGUUGUAACUAGCUGGACAUUAUGCCACACCAGUCGAUCAUUCAAUGUGGGAAUCCAGUCUACUCAACGUGUUGAAGGUUAUAAUUCUCUAAUUAAACGAUCGGUCAAAAGUUCAGCAACAUUGUUUGAAUUGGAUACACAUAUCCAGUCACUUCUCAACAAAGAACAACAAUUUGAAUGGUAUGAACAAUCAAAUCAAAAUCCAACAGUUGGUUUACCAAAUGUUAUCAGGAGAUACUUCAAAAGAAUAGAUGCUAUCAUCAAAAAAUUUCUUACUUCUCGUGUUUUAAAGAUGCAGCACAAUCAAAUAAAUGAGAGUUUACUUUAUCGCGAUGAUGAAGAACAAUCCAAUGAUGAAGAACAAUCUGAUGAAGAACAAGGCGAUGAUGAAGAACAAUCCAAUGUAAAACAAGGCGAUGAUGAAAAACAAUCUGAAAAGCUGAAUUUUUCUGAAGAUGACUAUGAGUCACUAAUAUCCAACCUAUAUGCUCUGAUUACAUACCUUAAUCAUGCUAACAUUCAUGAGCUUGUAACAAGAGGAUUAGUUUGUCGUCAUUUCUUUUCAGUAAUGUUUAAUUCAGAUAAGGCUAUGUUUCAUAUAGGGCUCAUUUCAGAUCGAUGGUAUAAUGAAAAGUUUUCUGAUUUUCAAAAAGAACCUGCAAUUACAAUUUUUAGCGAAAAGAACACUGUUAAAUCUAUAUAUGAACAUCAACAAAAUUUAUCUCAUCAAGCCAAAUAUAAUCAAGGUUUCGGUUAUGCAAAGAAAGCAAUUGGACUAGCUCUUGAAAUAGGCUGUAAAGACGAAUUAAAUAACAUGUUGCAAAGGUGGAUAAGAGAGAAGGAAAAUGAAAUUAGUUUUAGGCAACUAGAGAUUAACAAAGAAAAUCUGCCGAAUAUUAGCAACCCUUAUCAGACGCGUACAAAAGGUGCUCCAAGAAAACAUAUAAAGAGUGCAUUAGAAGGAAAUCAAAAGCAAAAGUCAAGUGAAACUGCUA
Molecule: messenger RNA, 1036 nt
Organism: Funneliformis mosseae
Lineage: Eukaryota; Fungi; Glomeromycota; Glomeromycetes; Glomerales; Glomeraceae
Source: the annotation of a GenBank genome assembly